Gastrolobium bilobum is the source of this 844-nucleotide messenger RNA. Its product is annotated as transmembrane emp24 domain-containing protein p24delta4-like. NCBI's taxonomy places the organism in Eukaryota, Viridiplantae, Streptophyta, Magnoliopsida, Fabales, Fabaceae. The transcript has 4 exons. The record is from RefSeq and is a predicted model, not a curated record. Bases 71 to 718 code for a protein of 215 amino acids. Gene Ontology annotation, cellular component: endoplasmic reticulum-Golgi intermediate compartment; Golgi apparatus; endoplasmic reticulum. Gene Ontology annotation, biological process: Golgi organization; endoplasmic reticulum to Golgi vesicle-mediated transport; intracellular protein transport.
AGAGAAACCUUAUUGUGUCCAUAGAGAGAGAGAGAGUGAAAGUGAAAGUGAAAGGGAGAGAGAAGGGGUUAUGGGGAACAUAGCUAUGUUAACUUCGUUAUCCCUCUUCCUCUGCAUCUUCUCAAUCAAUCUUGUACCUUCCGCUGUCGCUGUCUGGAUCACAUUACCCGCCUCUGGCACCAAGUGCGUCUCCGAAGAAAUCCAGAACAAUGUCGUCGUUUUGGCCGAUUACGUCGUCGUUCCUGAUGAUCCCUCCCACGUCCCCACCAUCGCCGUCAAGGUGACAUCACCAUAUGGAAACAAUCUUCAUCACAGCGAGAACACAACACAUGGUCAUUUUGCAUUUACAACUCAAGAGACUGGGAACUACCUGGCAUGCUUCUGGGUGGAUGGCCAUAAUAAGCAUGGAGGUGGGGAUGUUAGUGUGAACCUGGAUUGGAAAAUUGGAAUUGCAGCCAAGGAUUGGGAUACGGUUGCUAGAAAAGAGAAGAUUGAGGGAGUUGAGCUUGAGCUGAGAAAGCUGGAAGGAGCAGUAGAGGCAAUCCAUGAGAAUUUGCUCUAUCUGAAGGGCAGGGAAGCAGAGAUGAGGAUCGUGAGCGAAAAAACAAAUGGCAGAGUGGCAUGGUUUAGUGUUAUGUCCUUGGGUGUCUGCAUUGCAGCUUCAGCUUUGCAAUUGUGGCAUUUGAAGCGAUUCUUCCAGAAGAAGAAGCUCAUAUAGAUUAUGCUAGUGUUAAUUUUAUUUUAUUAGUGAAACAACAAACGUAUAAUAACAUAAGCUUUUUUGUGAACUCUACUUACAAGUAGUAGCCAGAAAAUUUAGAUACCAUUUGUAGAGUUUCCAACU